This is a messenger RNA of Juglans regia (Persian walnut), 1033 nucleotides long. RefSeq lists its product as uncharacterized. The record is from RefSeq and is a predicted model, not a curated record. The transcript is spliced from 2 exons. Lineage: Eukaryota; Viridiplantae; Streptophyta; Magnoliopsida; Fagales; Juglandaceae. The coding region runs from base 27 to 575 and encodes 182 amino acids.
UAUGUUUAUGUUUUGUAGAAAAUCACAUGCGCGUUUCCUUUUCGUGGAUGGAUUGUUCUGCUAUCAUCAAGCAACAGAGCAAGCACGAAAUGAACAUGCCUGAGCAGGGAGCUCAAGAUCAUCAUCAUCAUCAUCUUGACUCAUCUUCUUCGGAUCAGCUUGAAACUGGGUCUUUGAAUGACUUGUCUUCGCUCCUUCAACAACUUCCCAUCAAGAGGGGGCUUUCAAAGCAUUACGAAGGGAAGUCAAGGUCAUUUACUUCGCUAGCAAACGUGAAAUGCAUGGAGGAUCUUGUCAAGGUCGAGCACCCUUGCAACAAGAAGUUGAAGUCUUGCAAAAGCUAUGUGGGAUUAGGGGAGAGCCAGAGUCACAGAUCAUCACGCCCUCCUAUGGCUUCUUCCUCCAGCCCUAGGCUCAAUAUUUCGAAGAAGUUAUCCAAUUCCAAGGGCUCCUGCUCUUUACUCUCUGUGAAUAGAAGCGGCAGCUUUCUGAGAAGCGGCUCUCCGGCCUCCCCACCUCACAGAUCGACCAGUUCAAGUAGUAUUUCGAACCAAACCCCGGCUUUGUUAGCCUAGAAGGAUUCGUGGAGUGCUACGUACAGUUUCCGUUCCCUUAUUUCUCGGAAAACAAUUCAUUAGGCUUUCUAGAAUCCUGCUCACGUGGGUGAUCAAGAAAUGGAUCGAAAUCACUCGUCUUUUCUUGUGUAUCUAGGAAUUAACUUGCAUUUGCUUUUAUGGUUUAUUGUUUCGAAAACCAUAAUUAAUGCAAUUUUUUUUUUCUUUUAUUUCAAAAUCUGACCAUUAGUGAAUGAACUUCUUUUGAUUUAUUUGUCUUUAUGGGGCUGACAUUCAUGGAAGUGAGGGAAGUAUUCCCACUACUAGUUUUCUAUAACAUUGACACGCUCUGACUUAUUUGUAGCAACCCCUUUUCAUCCCAAAUUUAGUGUAUAUAAGUAGCCAAGGUUCACUUUAGGUUGUAAGUGCAGCAUUUUCCCUGCACAUGCAUUGCAUUGAUCCACCUUCUGAUUAUCUGA